Messenger RNA from Ahaetulla prasina, 3570 nucleotides. Its product is annotated as zinc finger protein 260-like. Gene Ontology annotation, biological process: regulation of DNA-templated transcription. The transcript has 4 exons. NCBI's taxonomy places the organism in Eukaryota, Metazoa, Chordata, Lepidosauria, Squamata, Colubridae. The record is from RefSeq and is a predicted model, not a curated record. Bases 749 to 3025 code for a protein of 758 amino acids.
GAAUCCUGUUUGUUUACCGACAGCCCUUGAUUUACAACAGUCCGUUUAGUGACCGUUUGAAGUUGAAAGGGAAGGUGUGAGGGUCUCCUUUCCUGGGGGGGAAGAUCCACUUCCCUUGCCCCCCCCCGCCCCCGCCCCCGGCUCAAAGGCAGGGCCUAUCAAUAGGAGAUGCCUUGGUGUCCCUCCACUUUCAGUCCCAGGGUUCUCGUUGCUCGUCCAAAUUAGAGGUAGUCUUCGACUUACAGCAAUUCAUUUAGUGACCAUUUGAAAUGAUGACAGAAAGUGAGGGUCUCCCGUCCUGGGAAGAAGAUCCAGUUCCCUUGCCCUGCUCAAAGGCAGGUAACCGUAACAGAGUUGGAAGGGGCCUUGGAGGUCAUCCAGUCCAACCCCCUUGCUCAAGCAGGAGACUUGUGCUAGGGUUUCGAACUGCCGACAUUUCGGCAGGCUCAGUAAUUUAGCCACUGAGCCACCUAGUUAGGCUAUAGACAAUGCUCUGGUUUCCCUCCACUUUCAGUUCCAGAGUUCUGGUUCCCAUCCAGAUUAUUCCACAGGAGGGAGAGGGAAUCCCAAGGGAAUUUGCAUCUCCAACUAUGGAUGUAACACGGCCCACCUUUGCAGACACAAAUGCCAGUUUACACCAAUGCCAGAUUAACUGGUAGUCCCCGAUUUACAAUUGUUCCGUUAAGUGAUCAUUCGAAGUGACAGCGGCACUGCGGAAGAAGUGCCUUAUGACCAUUUUUCACACUUAAUGACCGUGGCGGCAUCCCCGUUGUCACAUAAUUUUCAGUCCCAGAGUGGUGUUUUCCUCCCAUCCAGAUUAUUCCACAGGAUGGAGAAAGAUCCGAAGGGAAUUUCUGUUGCCAACUAUGAAUAUAGGGUUGACUCAGCCUUCCGCCCUUCCGAGAUGCAGGAGCCUCUGAAUCAGUCAGUCUUGGUAACUCCUCCUGAAGGAAGAAAAGGUCUCUCCCAUCCCUCCCCUAUGAAGCAGCUGUGGGGAAGCAUCUCUGAGGAGGAUCAAAACCCUCGUUGUCAUGGAUCAGCAACAGCUCAGGAUUCGGUGUCCUUCGAAGAGGUGGCUGUGUAUUUCACGGAGGAGGAGUGGGCGUUGCUGGAUCCCAGCCAGAGAGCCUUACAUGGGGAAGUCAUGCUGGAGAAUUUUAGGAGUGUGGCCGCUCUGGCUUACGGACAAGAGCACGAGAACUACAGGGAGCAAAUGAUCAAAUCUGAAGAAGACACGCUUGUAGUUCAAAAACCAUCGCAAGGGAGUGAGAAAAUCUGUAAAGUGAGCGGAGGGGAGGAAUCUCCUGGAUACGAUGAAGUCCUUUAUCUCCCAACCCAGGAAGUUGACCAACAAGUUGAAGAGGGAAUAUAUCUCAGAAGUGGCAAAGGAGACGAAGAGAAUUCUGAUUUCACUAAACAUUCUGUAACACAGACCGAAGAAGAACAAUAUGAAUAUCAAGAGGAUGGGCAAAGUAUCAGCUCUACCUCCUACCUUGAUUUACAUCGCCCAUCGUACAUCCAAGAGACACCGUAUGCAUUUAUAAAUUGUGGGGAGAAUUUCAGUUUCAGCCGUCGUAUCAUUUCCCAUAAUGAGGAGAAACCAUACGAGUGUGAAUUGGAUUUCAGUAAGAAACAAUUACUUAUUUUACCCCCCAAAAUUCCCCCAAGGGAGAAACCUUAUGAAUGUCUCAGGUGUGAAAAGACAUUUGCUCAGAGAGGAAACUUGAUCAUACAUGAACGGACACACACAGGGGAGAAACCGUAUGUGUGCCUGGUGUGUGGACGAGGAUUCAGUCAAAGCGGUCACCUUACGAGACACCAACGAUCGCACACGGGGGAGAAGCCGUACCUGUGCCUGCAGUGUGGGAGGCAGUUCAGUGGACGCUCGAACCUGGUGAAGCACAUAAGGAGCCACACGGAGGAGAAACCGUACAUAUGUACGGAGUGCGGCAAGAGCUUCCGCGACAACAGUGUCCUCGUUUGCCACGCGAGGACCCACACGGGAGAGAAACCCUUCAAAUGCCCGGAGUGCGGGAAGAAUUUCAGGCGAAACUGUCACCUUGUGGAACACAAGAGGAUCCAUACAGGAGAGAAACCCUACCGGUGUUCGGAGUGCGGGAAGAACUUCAGUCAGAAAAGCAACCUCUUGCAACAUAAACGAAUUCACACCGGGGAAAAACCUUACACGUGCCCGGAAUGUGGAAAGAGUUUCAAUCAGAGCAGUCAAUUUAUUUGCCAUAAAAGGAUUCACACGGGAGAAAAACCGUACCGGUGCGUGGAGUGUGGGAAAAGGUUCGGUCACAACGGUAGCCUUUUGCAGCAUAAAAAAAUUCACACGGGAGAAAACCCCUAUAAAUGUGCGGAGUGCGGGAAAUGCUUCAAUCAGAACUAUAAGCUGUUGCAACACCAACGGAUUCACACGGGGGAGAAGCCGUACCAGUGCAAGGAGUGCGGAAGGAGCUUCAGUUGCAGCAGUGACUUUAUUUGUCAUAAAAGGAUUCACACGGGAGAGAAACCGUAUACAUGCCUGGAGUGCGGAAAGGGUUUUAAUAAAAGCAGUCGGCUUACGUCGCAUAGAAGAAAACACACAGGAGAGAAGCCAUAUAAAUGCGCGGAGUGCGGAAAGAGAUUUUCCUAUAGGGACUGCCUCACAAGACACGAACGAACCCACAGUGGGGAGAAACCAUAUAUAUGUUUGAUCUGCGGAAAGAAAUUUGGUGGCCGUUCAGGUCUUAGGAUUCACGUCAGAAUCCACACGGGAGAGAAACCCUACAGGUGCACAGACUGUGGAAAGAGCUUCUGUAAAUACAGUAAUUUCCUUUGCCAUAAAAGGAUCCACACAGGAGAAAAACCGUACAAAUGCACAGAGUGCGGAAAGAGCUUCACGCAGAACGCGAACCUCGUCAAACACAAAAGGAUCCACACGGGAGAGAAACCGUACAAAUGCGCAGACUGCGGGAAAAGUUUCAACCAAACCAAUCACCUGUCACAGCACGAAAGAAUCCACACGCGAGAAAAACCGUAAAACCGAAGCUUUCCUUCCAAAUCUUUUCUCGUGAAAAAAGGACUCCUCGUGGGGAAAAAAUAAUAGAAAUAUCUGUAUUGUGGGAGAAAUGUUCAAUCAGGGGAGUAACAUGAUCAGGCCUAAAUGAAACCAUGUGGAAGAAUAAAAAUGUCCACUGGGAGAAGAUGGCUAGGUGGCUCAGUGGCUAAGAUGCUGAGCUCGUCUAUCAGAAAGUUCGGCAGUUCAAAUCCCUAGUAUAGAUCUGCGCGAGCAGGGGGUUGGACUAGAUGAUCUCCAAGAUCCCUUCCAACUCUGUUGCUGUUAUAAAGAAAAGAUUCAAAUGGCCCUUUGAAUUUAUGCCCUUAUUUUCCUGUAAGAGAUCUUAAUUUUUGGGAGAAACGCCUCGCAUACGUACAAACUCUGAAUACGAGGACUGACCCUCAACCCACAACGAUGUGAGUUUGGAUGAGCUGCAUGGAUUAAAAAUGCUGUGAUAAUAGUGUGAAACUGACCGAUACACAAUUACCUCAAUGAACUCCAUCUUUAAUAAAGGCUAAUACUCACUU